UGAGGUUUAGGUCCUGCGACGCUCAAAGCACUAAGUAAGCAGGUUAGCUCUCACCUCCACACUCUCACUCUUGGGCUUAUCCCAUGCAGCAGUAUAUAUUAUAAGAAUGCUGUCCUGCUUCUAGCACUCGUUGAGCAGCAUUACUCUUACUGCUUGCCCUCCAGGACGUGGUCGAUUUGUUUUCGCAUCCCAGCAAUGAAUCGCGGCACAUGAAAAUGAAUUGCCUCAGCAAGAACAUCACCACGUUACUGUUCCUCUUGCUGGAACUCCUACAACUAGCUUGUAGUUCAUCUUGCGUAUCCAAGAACUUGGGUAUUCGGGUCUAUGACGACGCCCCUCUACGUCCGAUCGCGCACACACAGAACCUUUUCGUCCACGAAACUUCUGGCGCAAUUAUCGCGAAAAGCCUGACAGUUGCAGACUUAGCGAUCGCUGAUGAUUUUACUAAGGCUUUCGCAAUUAUUGGCGGUCAACUAGAUUUACUUAGAUUGUUCAAGUUCGCUCUGUUACCUCAAGUAGUGCAUACUGUCAAUUAGAUUUACUUCGAUCUCUCUUCAUGUUCAUACAUACAUAUUAUUUAUUUUGAUAUAUUUUUUAUCUAGUUUAAGUAUACAUAGCACUUUCUUUACUCCAAUCAAAUCUUGUAGGACAACCCACUAACAACCACCAUAGGGAACGAAGUCCAAAAAUGACCUCGUGCCCCGUCUCUAGCUGUCUACACGACAGCUACCACUGAAGACUAUUAACUUGGCUCUUGUGUUAUAUUUUUUUGUCCAAAGAAACUGAAAGAUCUUGGUCUUCUUCGGUUCAAAACAAUAUUUUGAUACAUUUACUUUUUAGAUCUGCUCCUUAUUUCUUGAUGAAGAACACUGCAUAAUGAUCGGGCACUCUUCAGUUCCUCCUAGGCAUGAUGGAAAUUCACUUGCUGCUGGGAUCCAUCUUCAUCUUAGUGACUCCGCAUCUUCUAAUUCCUCACGUAGACGAAAUGGCACCCAGAGAGGCGUCCACAGUGGGUUUGCUUUCAAGGACGUGCCUGAAAAUUGGAAGACUAAAGCCAACGUGCACAUGGUCACUGAUGCAGCAAGCCUGAAACGGCAGAAGAGCAAAGAUGUUAUCGUGGACAGGGAGGAAGUGGAUUUACUGACAGAAAAUGGUGAAGAUGUUGGUACAAGUACAACUGCUUCUGAAAGUCAUUAUCGACAAAAGCACCUUCCUCCGCUGCCUCCGUUAAGGCUACCGCUGAAGCAUCCUCAGACCCAUAAAUGGCCUCUUUUUCAAGAAGAAAAGGGGCUCAAGGACGGGCUCAGGGAUGCGACGCGGUAGCUCUUCUAACUCCGAAUACAACGGCUGCAUCAGUAAAAAUGGAUCCGAAGUUGCGGUUUGUCCCGGUAAAAAACCCGCUAGGCUACUACGAGCUGAUAUCCUAUACUCCACCACCCGAAGAAGAAGCAGCUGAAAAUGAUUCGUAUGGCGGAUAACAAUACAGAUAGAUAAAUAGUGGAACUGUGAAUAAUGAUGAAGCUGAGUGAUAUCGCGAGAAAAAACGUUAUCAUUAUCGUUUUUUUGAAUUUCUCAGAAAAGCAUGACAUGGAGCACUGCGAUCCUGGGGCUUUUCGCCUUGCGAUGGGCAAGCCGGCCCUCCCUCCACAAGGUGCCGCAGCAGACGCUGCGCUCCUCCUCCCAUUGGCGCGGCCCUUCACUCAUGGCCGCGGGGCUUCAUGGUACCGCUAAGCUCAAAGGCCGCGGCCUCCGCUUACGCACGCCCAUGGGGCAGUGGCGUGGCCUGGCCCUGCAAACUUAUCCGCAAAAGUAGCACACCGCGGGAACCAAGCGCGGCGCACUCGGAAAGCAGCCCCGCUGGCAAUCGUUGGGGCGAUUCCUGGGGGCAAGCAAUAUGAAACGCCAAGCCGAUCGAAUGGAAGCCGCGACGCCACUUCGCUCAAGCUCCAAGGAGGUGAGGAGACGACCGAGAGCCGCAGACGCGCGAGCGGCUGAAGGGGUCAGUUGGAGGGGGUGUCUGAGGGGGGUCCUUGUUUUCAGGGACCCCAUUUGAUAAGACUUCUGGCGCCCGACAGAUAGGCGAUAAGGCUUCUGGCGCCCGACAGUCUUCGCCGAAGCCCAGAGACACACUCUAAAUUUUCAGAACCUCGAGGGGCAAGCGGGUGACAGGUGGGCGCCUUUUCUGCUUGCUCGUUAUCGCGUUUUUGGCGAGUGUUUGGAGGGGUCGGCGGAGGGGGGCGGCGGACCACCUCCGGCCCGGCUAGAGGACCGGAGCGGCCACAGCAGAAAGGAGGCGCCGAGGCGCUAGAGGUCGGAGGAGGUGGGGCGCCAGAGGUGGCGGAGCAGCCGCAAGCAGCAGGGCUGCAGGCCAUCCCCUGACACUCGGGCCCCAGAUUCGCGAGGGGACGAGGAAACAAGCUACACGCACGCGCGUCUGCCAUUGCUGGAAGCGCCUCCCGGAGAGCGCAGCACCACCCAGCAGCCAGAGCAGGACAGCAGCGCGUGCGGCGCCGCUGUUUUGUUGUCCGAGUCAUGGGAAGCGCAGCCCACCCACAGACGCGCCAAGAGGAAGCGGUGAACGCUGGCGCCCCUCCAUUCUUAUGCCCACGCGCACAGCGUCCCGCCAAUGCCUGGGAUUUGUUAUCCCAAUCUGAAAAAAUCAAAAAAACGAUAAUGAUAACACUUUUGCCUGCGAUAGAGUGAAGAUGAAGAGGUCUUGAUGAAAAUUAGUUCAAAGAGUUACUCUUUUGUCGGCUACUAGAACUAGAAGGAAAAGGGUGGAUGAAAAUGAAUUUCGUAAUCGUACUUCUGUUCAGGAGUUUUACAAGAUAGCCACUCGUCAUUUGGUACAGACACUGGUGGCGAACUUGUUCUCGCAAUGAUUGCCUCGUGCUCGUCUAGGUCUAUAACAUAGUUCAGACACAACCACCACAAUCUCCACGACCUCUCAAUCCACUCCCCUUCAUCCAAUCCCGCUCAAGAAGAGCCUGUUCAUCGAGAUUGGUGCGAACAGUCGAAACCUCCUGAUGGAUGAGAGCUACCACUGGCAACAUAGUCGAGAAAGUUUACGCUCCUCGUACUAGGAAAUACGCCGCCCUCCACCACGGUGGUGGCAGCACCAAAGAGGGAGUCAUCUUCUAGAGGAAGAAGGAAGCAAGUAGACAAGAAAACACUGCUAGUACUCAAACCCAGAUGAUUGCUCACGCUUCUAGGAACGGGAAGAUCUACUCGGCAUAAUUGUUAUCCAGAUGAUUGCUUCUAGGAUGAAGAUCGACGCAUUUUUUCCUCCUACCCCUCUAAAAAGUGCGUUCUUGGUUUCCUUCGAGCCUUUACUGGACAAAUGGGCACUUUUGCUCUCCCUGCACCGUGGAGGACACGACUCUCAAGGGCCUGGGCGUGUACAUGACCGAGCAUUAGCAUUUCCGUUGGCUGUGGGACCUUGUCGUGGGGAUCAUAGUCAAGAACAGUUCAAUAAAGCCACUACUUUUACUUCAUCUUCUACAAGAACAUCUUCUUCUUUUAAGGGUUGAAGCAUUUCAUUUUUACGAGCUUUCUCUACUUCCUUGAGAUUGCCACUAAAAAAUGAAAUGUUUCAACCUUUAACUCUUCCGUAUUUGACUAUGUGAGUUUCAACGUGAUGGAUUUAGAUGGGCUGAGUUCAAUGUUGCAACCGGCAGAAGUUCCCCGUCCAGACGACCAAGAUGACCUCCACGGCUCCCCAAGAGAGCGCCUUCGCGAAGUAAAGGAAGAGCGUCGUGUACCGUGCGUGUCUCUCGAAAGGGUUUUGACACAUUGGUUUCCCGAGUUCGACGAAGUAUCAGUCUUGAAAGUCGAUGCGCAAGGAGUCGACGUGGACGUAGUAAAAAGCGCAAGUAAAGAGACACUGCAGAAACGGGUGAUUAAGACUUUUAGAAUUUUCAUUUUGUUGUUGUUGUUGUUUAUCAUCAAAUGUCAGUUUGUGUCUGUGUUUAUGUAUCCUGAGCCCGAGCGGCUUCUUGAUCUUAGAAGAAGUAUCAAACGAUUCACCCAGGUUGUCAGGAUGAUGACCAAAGGCAAAGCCUUCUCUAAUAUGAAGAGGAUUGAACUCGAAGUCUUAUGCGACAACAGGCCGAUGAUGUACGAGGGCAGUGGCAGCAUAAGUUGCAGUAAUGCAGUGGCGGAGUUCGCUGAACUUGGUUUUGUGCCGAAGGAGGAGAACAUCUGCGCACGAUUUUCUGGUUGUAAAGGAGACGAGAUGCCUUUGGUAUUGUUGAAUACGAAUCAGAAUCCGAUGAAUCUAGAUUUAAGAGGCUACCGCUGAAGCAUCCUCAGCAACAUCCUUGGCUACUUUUUUCAAGGGGAAAAAGGGCACAGGGAUGGGCUCAAGGGUGCGACGUGGUGGCUCUAAUGGGUGAGACAACUACAACUUCACUGCUAGUGGACAAAGGUGCUGAUGGAGGAAAGUCUAUGGGCAGUGUGAGCAGCACGACUACGAACAGGGAUCACGAUCAUGAGCAACGUGAUGAUAGUCUGCGCGCAGAUUUGCAACUCACGACAGGGAGGCAUAGUAGAGACCCUAGUUCGCAAGAUUCGUUUCUUAUCAACAUUGGCGUACCCAGAAAUUUGAAUUUUCCUGGUGCUGGAGCUGGUUCUUCUGGCCAUCUUGCAAUUGACACAGCGACGGUCGCCGCUGCGACAACCAAACAUCAACAAACGCUAACUCUCGAACCUAAUCUCCGAAGAUAUGCAUUGGCGAUGGGUGAGGAUGUCACGGCGGAUACCUACAAUCAGCUGGGGGAGGCUGGACGAGGGAGUAAAAAAUGGAUCGUGCCUUUGGUUAAGGGUUGGAAGUUGGCCUAUCAUCUAAGAGCAUCUCUAUGGCUUCUUCAAGGGGGAAAGCCAUAGAUAUGCGCGCUAGAGAUGCCGACUCUCAACCUCUAAUUUGGGGUUUUGUUCCGAAGCUAAUCCUAAUGCUCAAGCAUGCAUAUCAGCAGAUCACUUCUUUACUGGAUUUCUUUCAACGUUUUUUGGUCUGUCAAGGAGGAAAGCGUCCUUAUCGUUUACGGUGAGCAUCGAUUUCUUCCGGUUUUCGCAUUUUCUAGGGGAUAUCUUUGCCGCUGCAAAAACUUUUCUUGAACAAGGUCAAGCUCACGAAGUGCGAGAUGAUGAGAAACAGAAGAGGCAUAGUCUGCGACUAAUCCUGACUCACGUCCCAUGUGAUCACGUAAGCGCAACACCUUUGACCGCGUGUGAAAGGAUUCGUGCAGCGUUGAAGAAGCGCUUCAACAUCGAGGAGAGUGCAGGAACAUGGUCCGCUGAGACUCUUUCGAUGCGAGAAGUCGAAAGUCUCAGCGGACCAUGUUCUACGUCUACUAGUGCCGACAUUGCUGCAGAUGUUGAAAGCACUAGAAGUAUUGUUAAGGCUCAGCUUUCAAUGGUCGUUGGGGUUGGUCACUUAGAUCGCAGACGAAGAGGCGACCCCUUCUUGAGAGAACAGGGGAAAACGAGGGGAAAGGGGAGAGCUUUGAAGGGGGUCCCUUCCGUUCCGAGUCAGUGGCCACUGAAGGCUGAGCUUUAAUAUUGGCACUCCUACUUCUGAAAAAAGGACGCGUGCGUGUCAGAGCAGCU
Amoebophrya sp. A25 is the source of this 5607-nucleotide messenger RNA. The record is from the annotation of a GenBank genome assembly. Lineage: Eukaryota; Dinophyceae; Syndiniales; Amoebophryaceae.